AUGGCCGGCAUUAUUUCCGCUGCCAACCUUGGCGGCGUGGCCGACCCUCGUCUUGGAGAGGAGGCUGAUAUUAUUGGAACUAAGAGAGAACACCAUGAGGUCGAUGUGCACCACGAUAUUGAACCCCCGAACAUGCACGGUUCCGACAGUAUCUACUUGGACACCAGCAUCACUUUCGAAAACUAUCACUACUGGGCCAACCGAUCCCGUGAAGCCGAGAAGAGCAUUCGUACCGACAAUGCCGGUUUUGCCGGAAUUGGAAAGGCUCUCCUCAACCGUAAGGGAAAGAAGGAAGAAGAACCAGCUGCUGAGCCCGCUGAGCCAGCGCCUGUAUCUGAGAAGACAGCCACGGACUUGGACACAAAGACAACUGUGCCCGGCCCAAGAUCCGAUGAAGGAAGCGAUAAAUGGGGUGUUACCGAAACAGAAUGGGAGACAGCACAGAGAGCGGCUCGCACUGCGACUUGGGGUUCGAUCUUCUAUCUGAUCACCACCGAUAUCUUGGGUCCCACCAACGUUCCCUACGCCAUCAGCCGAAUGGGAUACGGUCCCGGUUUUGCUCUUUACACUGUCUUUGGUGUGCUGGCCGCCUACUCCGGUAUGCAGCUGUGGCGCAUCUUCGUUGGCUUGGAUUCUACUCGCUUCCCCAUGCGUAACUACGGUGAUGUUGCGUUCCGUGUCUUUGGUUCCUGGGCCCGUAUUGGUGUCAAUGUUCUGCAGAGUUUCCAGUUCUUCCUUAACGUUUCUCUCCUGAUUACGAGCAACGGUCAAGGUCUGGCACAGAUGGUGGCUGGUGUGAACAACACCGGUGGUUUCCUCUGCUUCAUUGCCGCCGAGGUCAUCUUCAUGGUUAUCGGAGCCGUCCUCGGACAGAUCCGAACCCUGCAGCGCCUGUCCUGGUUGGCCAACCUUGCCAUCUGGGGUAACGUCAUCGUUAUCAUCAUGACCAUGGUCGUUGUCUACAUCUACCCUCCCAACUACUCGGCCGUGUUGACCAGUUACGGUAUCGCCGAGGGUCCCAUCGUCACCAGCGCCAACUGGGCCGCAGGCUACGAUCUCGAGGACCGUAUCACCGCCAUGAUGAACGCCGUCUUCGCCUACGGCGGUGCCACUCUCUUCAACGAGCUCAUGGCCGAGAUGAGACGUCCCAUGGACUUCUGGAAGGGAUUCAUCAUCGCCGAGAUCUUCAUCUACGUCUGCUACCUUGUCAACGGAAUGGUCGUCUAUUCCGCCCAGGGCCAGUUCACCUACAACCCCGCCUACGAGGGAAUCCCCAACUCCAACGGCGCAUACCGCUUCCAGACUCUGGGUAACGCCCUCUCCUUCGUGACCGGUGUCAUUGCAGCCCUGCUGUACGGAAACAUCGGUAUCAAGGUCUUCUACUCGUCUGUCAUGCGUGAUAUCUUCCACUUCCCGCCGCUGGACAGCAAGCUCGGCAAGUGGAUCUGGACAGCCAUCGUGCCCAUCUACUGGAUCCUCGCCUGGGUCAUUGCCGCCGCUAUCCCCCAGAUCAGCAACUUGACCUCUUUCGUCGGAGCCGCCUGUAUUCUGCAGUUCUCCUACACCUUCCCUCCUCUGCUCUUGGUCGGUUACCACGUCCAGAAGGACGCUAUGCUGCCCGAGGAGGAGUUUAACCCCCGCACUGGCCAGGCUCAGCGUGUGGAUCACGGUGUGAAGCGCUGGAUCCGUGGUUACAAGAAGAAGUUCUGGUGGAACACCUUUGACUUGGUCUAUGCGCUUGCUGCUCUGUCUCUGGCUGGUCUUGGUAUCUGGGCGUCUGUCAUCUCGAUGAACGUCAGUUUCAAGACCACCAAGUUGACUCCCUUCACCUGCACCAACCCUGCUGGUUAA
This is a messenger RNA of Penicillium verhagenii, 1851 nucleotides long. RefSeq lists its product as uncharacterized. NCBI's taxonomy places the organism in Eukaryota, Fungi, Ascomycota, Eurotiomycetes, Eurotiales, Aspergillaceae. The transcript has a single exon. Gene Ontology annotation, cellular component: vacuolar membrane. The coding region runs from base 1 to 1851 and encodes 616 amino acids. The record is from RefSeq and is a predicted model, not a curated record. Gene Ontology annotation, molecular function: amino acid transmembrane transporter activity. Gene Ontology annotation, biological process: amino acid transmembrane transport.